AUGAGUGUGACUUGUAUCGGCAAACUCUGGGCUUUGACCUCAUUCGUGGCGUCAGUUGCCUGUGCAGUGGGUUACUACUUCCCCUACUGGCUGGAAGGUUUCUACGUCACGGACAAUGGCGAACUUGUGCCCAUGUACUUCGGCGUUUUCCGGAGAUGUGCUUACCCCAGACUUGGAGCUGACGGUCGAGUAGAAAUCGUCAACGAGUGUGGCAUCUACAGCUCAUUCACAGACAUCCCCAGCCUAUACUGGCAGAUCAGCACUGUAACUGUUGGAGCUGGGACCUGUCUAGCGCUACUUCUGUCUCUGACGUCCCUAGUGUGUCUGUGCGUCAGGGACAUCAUCACAGUCAAAGUGGCCAGGACUGGGGGUGUUCUCCAGCUGUUGGCAGGACUCUCAGUUGGAGCUGGUGUGGCUAUCUACCCGCAUGGCUGGGACUCCACCCAAGUGGUUCAGGCCUGCGGACACAGAUCCAGCAGCUACUAUCCAGGUGACUGCUCGCUCUACUGGGCCUUCUACACCACCGCGGCAGGAGCAGGUCUCACCAUCCUGUGUUCAACCGUGACAUGUCAGGCUUUCAAGCAGAAACCAUAUUACCAGAGAACUGCCUAUGAUGUCUAG
Messenger RNA from Candidula unifasciata, 621 nucleotides. The record is from the annotation of a GenBank genome assembly. Lineage: Eukaryota; Metazoa; Mollusca; Gastropoda; Stylommatophora; Geomitridae.